Ictalurus furcatus (blue catfish) is the source of this 1811-nucleotide messenger RNA. Its product is annotated as zinc finger protein 239-like. NCBI's taxonomy places the organism in Eukaryota, Metazoa, Chordata, Actinopteri, Siluriformes, Ictaluridae. The transcript has 2 exons. The record is from RefSeq and is a predicted model, not a curated record. Bases 128 to 982 code for a protein of 284 amino acids. Gene Ontology annotation, cellular component: nucleus.
UUUCACUUUUCCUUCUGCCGAAGUUUCAUUUGAUUGUAGAACGCUGUAGUUCUUUAUUCUAAAGACAGCAAGCGGGGUCCAUCCCCAUCGGAUCCGCCUCCAAAUAAUCCAGUGCUCUUCCUCUAAGAUGUAUCACUGCUCAGAUUGUGGGAAGAGUUUUAAGCGUCAGUGGCAUCUCCAACGACACGAGCGCAUUCACACAGGAGAGAAGCCGUAUCACUGUUCGCAGUGUGGGAAGAAUUUUACUCGUCAGUGGCAUCUCCAACGACACGAGCGCCUUCACACAGGAGAGAAGCCGUAUCAGUGCGCGCAGUGUGGAAAGAGUUUUACCUGUCAGAGUGUCCUCCGACAUCAUGAGCGCAUUCACACAGGAGAGAAGCCGUAUCCCUGUGGACAGUGUGGGAAAAGUUUUACUUGUCAGAGUAAUCUCCAAAUACACGAGCGCAUUCACACAGGAGAGAAGCCGUAUUGCUGUGGACAGUGUGGGAAUAGUUUUACUCGUCAGAGUGAUCUCAAAAUACAUGAGCGCAUUCACACAGGGGAGAAGCCGUAUUGCUGUGGACAGUGUGGGAAAAGUUUUGCCCGACUAUGUGUUCUCCAAAUACACGAGCGCAUUCACACAGGACAGAAGCCGUAUCAUUGUGGACAAUGUGGGAAUAGUUUUACUUCUCAGUGUCAUCUCCAACGACACAAGCGCAUUCACACAGGAGAGAAGCCGUAUUGCUGUGGACAGUGUGGGAAGAGUUUUACCCAACCAUGUGCUCUCCAAAUACACGAGCGCAUUCACACAGGACAUAAGCCGUAUCAUUGUGGACAGUGUGAGAAAAGUUUUACUCGUCAGAGUGAUCUCACACAACACGAGCGUAUUCACACAGGACAGAAGCCGUACUUCUGUGGACAAUGUGGGCGGAGCUAUGCUUAUUCAAUUUCAUUAAGGAGACACAAGUGCUCGAACAUAAAGCCGUCAGAUUUUGUAUCUUAAUUUGACAAAUUCACACGUUUUUAAUUUUCAUUUUUUAAAGAGAGGUAAAGAGAUUCAGGUAUAAAACUGAUAUUAUUUGUUAUGGACUGUAGUAUUCUGUUGUGUAGGACAUUAUUUCUUACUCUCUGGGUUUUAGCAGAAUUCAUGAUUUUAUGUUUUCCUGUUUUUCCCCCAAACGCUACAAUAUCAAGCAUGGAAUACACAUUUUAACCAGCGGGAAUGCCCACUUCAAUCAACCAAUCCAGACCUCUGAGUGAGACACAUGACUGACAUCUCCCUCUAACAUAAGACUUUUCAUUUGAAAUGAUUUGUAAAUGCGAGCUGGAAUUUGCUUUAUAAAAUGUCAUGUUGUGUGUACUAUCGAACUGGGCACCUUGUGUUCUGGACUGAGCUGUGGUGUUUUUAGUAAAAAGGUGUUUUGAGUUAAUUAGUGAUUAAUGAUUAAUGAUUCGAGCUCUUCUCACGUCGACAUUUCUGUAUUAUAAAUUCUUUAUUCUAAUAACUAUAACUUUGAAAUAUUGGAUUUUUGCAGUAAGCCGUAAUCAUCACGAUUAAAAAAAAAAGGCUUGAAAUAUUGCACUUUGUGAAAUGAAUCUAGAAUAUAUGAAAGUUCCACUUUUUGAAUUAAAUUACGGAAAAAGUUUACUUUUCCAUGAUAUGAAUUUUUUUAGAUGCACUUGUGUGUUCCUUUAAGAAAUAAGAUAAUGUUUGUAUGACCUGCAAGUCUUAGUAAUCCUGCGAUAAAAAAUCUACCAAAUUCUGGAUAUUGUCAAACCAGCAACUUUUAAAAGUAACUUCUGAAAGAAAUGUGUUAAAAAUGUGUAAAGGA